Molecule: messenger RNA, 4797 nt
Organism: Sapajus apella (tufted capuchin)
Lineage: Eukaryota; Metazoa; Chordata; Mammalia; Primates; Cebidae
Gene: ETAA1
Product: ETAA1 activator of ATR kinase
Exons: 6
Coding region: 139-2889 (916 amino acids)
Source: RefSeq, a predicted model, not a curated record
AGCGGCCGCCUCUUGCGCGCGUCCCACCGGCCAAAAUGGCGGCUACCGCUAACGCCGAGUCGUGUUUGUAGUGCGGUUGCCCUACUCAUCCCUUUGCAAAAUGUGAAAGAAGCGGCUGCUGGAGGCAGGUCAUAGGCAAUGAGUCGGCGGAGGAAACUUGAUGACAGCCCUAACCCGAAGAACACGCCGCACAAAACAGCGGCGACUGAGGAAUGCGGCUCGGUGGUCGAGCCAGGGAGGAGGCGGCUGAGGCCGGCCCGCGAUUCGUGGCCCCGCGGGGCUAAAGAGGGGCCUCCUGGGCCAGUGCGGCAGCGAGAGCAGCCUCCAGCAGCCGCCUUGUGCAGUAAAAGUAACCCCGAGGAAAGGUAUGAAACACCAAAGAGAAUGCUGAAAAUGGACUUACUGUCAUCUUCCUUCAGUUCUCCUAAUGAUCCAGAUGGACAGAAUGAUAUCUUUUGGGAUCAGAAUUCUCCAUUGACAAAGCAGUUAGGUAAAGGAAGAAAAAAACGGAUUUACACCACAGAUAGUGAUGAGAUUUCACAGAUUGUUAAUCGUAUUGCUCCUCAGGGUGGGUGCUGCAUUGGUACUUUAUACCAUUUUUCCCCCUAUCUGCCAAAGGAUGAAAAACCAACAACAAAUUCUAUGCUGGACGUGUGGAUUGGUGAAACUGCUAUUCCUUGUACCCCCAGUGUAGCAAAAGGAAAAUCAAGAGCAAAAAUCGGCUGCACAAAGUUAAAAACAAAAAAUCAAGAAGAAGAACUUAUGAAACUGGCUAAAGAAUUUGAUAAAAAUAUGGAAGAGCUUGAUGUGCUAGAAGAACAAAACAAGAGGAAUUAUGAUUUUACCCAGAUGAUUUCAGAAACAGAGAUUUUAAGUAAUUAUAAAGAUAAUAUAUGGAUGCAGUCAUUACAUAAUAUAGUUCCCGAAAUAGAUAAUGCUACAAAAAAGAAGCCAAUCAAAGGAAAGACCAAGAUAUCUGUGGCAAAUCAUCAAAAUAGCAGUCAGAAGCCGUUUGACCAAACGGCUGAAGCAGCAUUGAAUGCCAUUUUUGAUGGUUCUACUCAGAAAUGUAGUGGACGGUUAAGCCAAGAACUGCCAGAGGCUUUUUGGAGCACCAAUAAUACUACCUUUGGAAAGACAAAUGCUUUGAAAGAGGAGAAAAUUAAUACUAAUGAAACUCUGGUCAUGGAAAAACUGCCAAAUAAAACCCCACGAUCACUUUCUUCUCAAGUAGAUACAACCAUAAUGACAAAAUCAUGUGUGACUUCCUGUACUGAGGAGCCAGAAACUUCUAAUAAGUACAUUGAUGCAUUUACUACCAGUGAUUUUGAGGAUGAAUGGGAAAACUUAGUAAGUAAUGAAGCUUUUGUUAUACAAAAUGUCGACAUGCCUGAACUCUUCCUUUCUAAAACAGCCCAGGUUACUGAUCAAAAGGGAAUUUGUACCUUUAAUAGUAAAAAUGAUAAAAAUAUGUCAAGAGUAAAUACAAGUUUAGAUGCCAGUUUAGGAGAUUCAAAAGUAUUACAAGAUCUUUCUUCAAAGACAUAUGACAGAGAACUAAUAGAUGCAGAAUAUAGAUUUUCACCAAAUUCAAACAAAUUAUCAUCCACUGGAAAUAAAAUGAAAUUUGAAAACUCUUCCAAUAAAAUUGUUAUUCAAGACAAAAUUCAAAAUUAUACAGUUACAUCUAAUCUGACAAAAAUAAAGGAAGAUAUUCAUACUAAAUUUACUCAUACUGUACAUGCUUCUGAAAAGAAGUCUGCUUUGAAUACAGGAUAUUCUAAUGAACAGAAAAGCAAGUGCAUUUUAAAUCAGUCUGUUAAAUCACAUGUGAAUACUGAUCUUUUUGGCUCUGCAAAUCUAGGCAAUAAAAGCAGUGUUAGUAACCCAAAUCACACCAGUGCAUCAAAAUUAGGCUCUUUCUUUGAUGAUUGGAAUGAUCCCUCAUUUGCCCAUGAAAUUAUUAAAGCAUGUCAUCAAUUAGAUAAUACCUGGGAAGCAGAUGAUGUAGAUGAUGAUUUGUUGUACCAAGCAUGUGAUGAUAUUGAAAGACUAACUCAGCAACAAGACAUCAGAAUGGACACUAACACAUCAGAAAGUAUACGUGAGAUUGAUAACAAUUCUAAACGUGGAGCCAAAAACAUGUUUACUGUAUCUAAACAAGGAAGUAAUUUGGUACAAUCGAAGCAUUUGAAUCCAGGCAACAUUUCAGUGCAGACACCUUUGACAAAUAGCUUACAAAUAGAUAAGCCAAUGAAGAUGGAGAAAGGGGAAAUAUAUGGAAAUUCUCCAAGUUUUUUAGGUACCACAAAUUCGACUACGUAUUCUGAGAUCUCAAACUGUCAGAUAAAUAAUCUGCGUGUCUCUUGUACUAACACAUAUGUUCCAGUACAAGUGAGUAGUUCCAAAUUGGUUCUUUCAGGAAGUUCAAGUUUGAAUGUAACUUCAGCUCAUAUGAGUACAGAAAUUGCCGCUUCCAAGAAGAAAUUGAGUACUAAGCAACCAUGCCAUAACACUGUAACAGAUGAAGCUCAGAGCAGCCUUAACAAAACAGUUGGAAUUCCAAAGUUUACAUUUACAAAGAUGAAAAAUUCUCGGAUUGUUUCUCAGUUUAAUCAAGAUUAUAUAACUGGAAGUAUGUCUGAUCCCAAAAUUACACAGGGUGUGGAGAAAAAGAAAAGUGUCAACCCAAUACUGGAGGGAGCUGUUCGACAGCAUUCUUUGGUGAAGCUUCCUGAAUCUUUGAAACAAUCUUCAAAAGAGGAAGAGGAGAAAAAUAGAAAGUGUUCUCCUGAAGAAAUUCAGAGAAAAAGACAAGAAGCGCUGGUUCGGAGAAUGGCUAAAGCACGAGCCUCAUCUGGAAAUGCAGCUCCCACUUCAUUUCUUUAAUGAAAUAUUAGUUGGAAAACAUCACAAAGACUACUGAUAACUAUCUGUGAUAGGAAUUUUUUUUCUUGAUUUCUCUGUGAGAAAUGUAAUGCUGACUUUUAUAAAGGCCAGACUCCUAUUUUAUUUAAUAAAUCAGUGUUUGCAAUGAUAAAUGAAACACUUUCUUGACAUGUAUUUGAAAGUCAUUACAUGUAAGUUUUGGAAAUUCAGAAAAGUUAGCAAUUAUGUACAGAAAUUACACGGAGGAAAAUAGUUAUAUUUUUAAAUGCUAUUAUUGCAGAGGAUUCUCAAAAAUAGGUAAUCUAUGUUAUUUCCUAUCGUAAUGUCGUUUCCUAAUACAAAACUUCAACUUACUAAGUUAGUAGAGACUAUUUUUGUAGUUUUACUUUCAUUAACUGUUGUUUAAGGUUUUUAUACACAUCCAGAUUCGUAUUUCUAAGAACAUGGUUGAUAAGAAAUAGAGGACUUUAUUUGUAAGGAAAUUAUUUUCAGUUCUUAGAAGUAGAUUGGAAUUUUAAUAAUUCUAAAAUGUGACACAUUUUGGAAACUUUCCACCAUAUUUAGGAAAACUCUGAUUUAAGAAGUCAGUUUAGAAGAAAAGAAGUAGUGAAUUGUCUACAAAACUAAUGUGGCAUCAUUAACAUUUAGAACUGGCAGAAACUUCAAAUGUCAUUUGGCUCAACUUCUUUAUUGUAUCAGUAAGAGAAAGUAAUACUGUUUUCAAAGUCAUAGACAAGUUGAUAACUGUGCUAGGAUUAGAAUGAUUCUUUGGACACCUAAACAGUUAUGCCAUUUGCUUCACAGUAUUAGUACAUAAAAUUACUGAGGGAGUAUUAAUUAUAGUAUAAAAAAAUAAAAGCACAAUAAGGACUGUUUGAUAAUGUUCGUUGUUCCUUAUUUUGCUUUAAAGAAUUAGUCUUCCCAGGAUAUAAAAAUGAGAAUAUUUUUUCAGUUUUUCUGUAACUGUGUAAUUUUCCCCUUAAUUUACUUUGCUAAUUUUUUUUUUCUCUAUUACUGUUUUUUUUUCUUUUUUUGCCAUUUUGCCUAUUUGGAAUUUGCUUAACCAAUAAUAGAAAUCCGACUAGAGGGCAUGAGGCAGGGAAGAUGCUUUAUUUCUCUUAAAUGGUUUUUAGGACAUCUAGGGAAAGUUAGAGAUAUGAAACACCUGUCAUGGUGUGGCAUUUACCACUAUUCGGGUGUCUCAAAGCUAUUUUAAUAUGGUAGUUACUGCCCUUUAGGUAUACAGAUGCUCCUCGACUUACCAUGGAGUUACUUCCCAGUAAACCCAUCAUGAGUUGAAAAUACCUUAAGUUAAAAAUGCAUUUAACACACUUAAUCUACCUAACAGCCUAACUUAGCCUAGCCUACCUUAAACAUGCUCAAGUCAGUCACUUAAAUUAGCUGAUAGUUGGGCAAAUCAUCUGGCAACAUGACACACUGUAAAGUAUCAGUUGAGCUGAUGCCCAGCAUCGUGAGAAUGUUGUACCACAUAUCUAGCCUGGGAAAGAACCAAAGUUUAGAGUAUAGUUUCUAUUGAACACAUAUCACUUUUGUACCACCUUAAAGUUGAAAUAUUGUAAGUCAACCAUUUUAAGUUGGGGACUGUCUGUACAUUAUGUUGUAAAUGGUAUUUUCACAUAUAUAGUGGAGUAUGAGAGUUUAGCUAACCUAUAUCAUUUUUCUAAGAAUAUAUAUAAUAACCUAGAUGAAUGCAAGUAGUUUCUAUGUAAGAAAAUAAAGAGCAGAGAAUCUUACUAAAAGUGGCUUCACUGUGUUCUGACUAUGCUUUGAAUAUCUCUGUCCUUGCUUAAGCUCCGCCCUGAUUACUGCUUGCUUUUUUUCGAGUACUUUUAGCCUAUUCUGUUCAUUCAUUUAGACUCAGCCUAAUAAGUCUGUUUCUUUGAAUCU